Molecule: messenger RNA, 609 nt
Organism: Candida tropicalis MYA-3404
Lineage: Eukaryota; Fungi; Ascomycota; Pichiomycetes; Serinales; Debaryomycetaceae
Exons: 1
Coding region: 1-609 (202 amino acids)
Source: RefSeq, a predicted model, not a curated record
AUGGUAGUCCAGGAGUCAAAGCGAAACAGUUUGUUAUUAAGUCUCAAGCGUAGCAGUGGUAGCUUUUCUUCAACAACAAGUAGUUCCACAGCAAACUCAGUUUCGUGUAGAUGCCUGUCCACGAAGAGUAACCAUAGCACCAGACUUACUCUGUUGAGACACAAGUGUUCCACAAUAAAGCUCAAGUUGAAGAGAAACUCAACCUAUAUUAAGAAUACAGAUGAAGAAAUCAUGUGCUACGAUCCUGAUGAUGCUACCAUUGUUGCCAGAUAUUCUGAAGAAAUGUUUCAUACGACACACAAGUGCUUCAGAUGUCCCACCGAGAGGAUUUCGUUAGAUGAAUUGGCAGAUUCGGCUUUGAAUGCAGUGUGUUGUCAAGUUACCAAUGAGAAAGAGUCGUCUUAUGUUGAAUGCGAUGCUGAAUAUGAAUUUGAAGCUGAAGUUGAAUCUGAAUCUGAAUCUGAAGUUGAAGUUGAAUCUGAAGUUGAAGAGCUAGAAACCUUAUCCAUCACCACGAUAGAACUACAACUUCCACUACUACCAAUAUCAGAUGAGUCGCUUGUUGAAUUCUGGGAGAAGUUCUGUGAAGAAUAUAAACCAACAGAAUAG